This is a messenger RNA of Daldinia childiae, 246 nucleotides long. Its product is annotated as putative pua rna binding domain-containing protein. Bases 1 to 246 code for a protein of 81 amino acids. The transcript is spliced from 2 exons. NCBI's taxonomy places the organism in Eukaryota, Fungi, Ascomycota, Sordariomycetes, Xylariales, Hypoxylaceae. The record is from RefSeq and is a predicted model, not a curated record.
AUGCCUCUCGUCGUCCCAGGAAUCACCGACAACUCUCAGGACAACACUACUCAGUGGUCCAGCAAGCUAGUAGGAAAGACAGUAUCCGAAAAUGACCACAGCGAGACGAACUUCUGCAAAAGGGAUCUCCCCCAGAAAUGCCGUGUCAUUCAACCUGGCAUGAUGGUGACUAAGGAUUUCGUCCCGGAUCGACUGAAUGUCCAUGUCAAGGACGACGGCACCGUAAGCCAUGUACAGCAUGGUUAG